Eutrema salsugineum is the source of this 2069-nucleotide messenger RNA. RefSeq names its product MLO-like protein 4. The record is from RefSeq and is a predicted model, not a curated record. Gene Ontology annotation, biological process: defense response. Gene Ontology annotation, cellular component: membrane. Lineage: Eukaryota; Viridiplantae; Streptophyta; Magnoliopsida; Brassicales; Brassicaceae. The transcript has 15 exons. Bases 252 to 1976 code for a protein of 574 amino acids.
AAGAAAGAGAGAGACCGUUGGAGAAGAAGAAGAAGAAGUGGAAGCCACCAUGUGCGGCGGUUUCUACUUGGUGCGGCAUUCCAUGAGCUUUCUCCUCCUUGACUGGACUAUUUUAUUUCUAAAAUUAAAUGAAGAAAUAAAGCUAAACUUUUAGUAUUAUUCUCUCGCAAUCACACAGAUGCAGAUCCCUUCACAAAUUUUCUCGGGAGAAAAGAUUGUUGCGACUUUCCCGGAAAAUCUACUCGACAGAGAUGGAGCAUCUGAUGAAGGAAGGGAGGUCUCUGGCAGAGACGCCGACUUACUCUGUUGCUUCGGUUGUUACUGUUUUGGUCUUUGUUUGCUUUCUCGUAGAACGCGCCAUCUACAGAUUUGGAAAGUGGUUAAAGAAGACUAGAAGAAAGGCACUUUUUACUUCACUUGAGAAGAUGAAAGAAGAGUUGAUGUUGCUGGGACUUAUAUCACUGCUGUUGUCACAAAGCGCGAGAUGGAUCUCAGAAAUCUGUGUAAACUCUUCCCUUUUCAACAGUAAAUUCUACAUCUGCUCUGAAGAGGACUAUGGAAUCCAUAAGAAAGUUCUUCUGGAGCACACUUCUUCUACAAGCAACACUUCAUUACCACAUCAUGGAAUACAUGGAGCCUCUCAUCAAUGUGGUCAUGGCCGGGAACCAUUUGUGUCGUAUGAGGGCCUCGAGCAACUCCUGAGAUUCUUAUUUGUCCUGGGUAUCACUCAUGUUCUGUACAGUGGCAUUGCCAUUGGUUUAGCCAUGAGCAAGAUUUACAGUUGGAGAAAAUGGGAAGCCCAAGCGAUCAUAAUGGCUGAAGCAGAUAUCCAUGCAAAGAAGACGAAGGUGAUGAUGCGGCAGUCUACAUUUGUCUUCCAUCAUGCCUCUCAUCCUUGGAGUAACAAUCGUUUUCUCAUCUGGAUGCUUUGUUUCUUGCGUCAGUUUAGAGGAUCCAUACGGAAGUCUGACUACUUUGCGCUUCGGUUAGGUUUCCUCACUAAACAUAACUUGCCUUUUACAUACAACUUCCAUAUGUAUAUGGUGCGGAGCAUGGAAGAUGAGUUUCAUGGCAUUGUCGGAAUAAGCUGGCCGCUUUGGGUUUACGCUAUAGUAUGUAUCUGCAUAAAUGUUCAUGGCCUGAAUAUGUACUUUUGGUUAUCAUUCAUCCCUGCCAUUCUUGUCAUGUUGGUUGGAACAAAACUUGAGCACGUUGUCUCAAAGCUUGCUCUUGAGGUUAAAGAGCAGCAGACAGGCACAUCUGGUGGGGGUCAAGUGAAACCACGCGAUGGACUCUUCUGGUUUGGGAAACCAGAAAUUCUGUUACGGUUGAUACAGUUUAUCAUUUUUCAGAAUGCAUUUGAGAUGGCAACAUUCAUCUGGUUCUUGUGGGGAAUCAAGGAAAGAUCUUGCUUCAUGAAGAACCACGUCAUGAUAUCGAGCCGUCUGAUUUCUGGGGUUCUUGUUCAGUUCUGGUGUAGUUAUGGCACAGUGCCUCUCAAUGUAAUCGUCACUCAGAUGGGAUCUCGGUGCAAGAAAGCCGUGAUAGCAGAGAAUGUAAGAGACUCGCUUCACAGCUGGUGCAAGAGAGUGAAAGAGAGAUCUAAGCACGCGAGGUCUGUGUGUUCCCUCGACACAGCAACCAUAGACGAGAGAGAUGAGAUCACAGUGGGAACAUUGUCGAGGAGCUCAUCGAUGACUUCGCUGAAUCAGAUCACCAUAAACUCCACAGACCAGGCAGAGUCCAUAUUUGGAGCAGGAGCUUCGUCGAGCAGUCCUCAAGAUGAAUACACUUCGAGAGUCGAAGAAUAUCUGUCAGAAACAUACAAUAACAUCGGUUCGAUGCAGCCUUUAAACGAUGAGAUUGAGAUUGAGAUUGAAAGUGAAGAAGAUAACGGAAGGAGAGAUCUGAGUGGGAGUGAAGAGAAUAAUGGUGAUGUUGGAGAAACACUUUUUGAGUUGUUUAGGAGGACUUGAUUUGAUACCUGUUUCUUCUUCUUUUUGAAGUUUGGCCAAGUUGUAAUUAAAUUACUCGAUAUCAAUAAAAGCAUAAACUAUUGUAACACUGUA